GUUGCAAAUCUAGGCUGGGCCGAACUACUUAUUUUGGCUCCACUCUGCCGCAAACCCCGUCACGGCCCACGCAACAGUAAAUCGACACAGUUGUUCACCUGCAGGCUGCAACCUUUUCGCUAUGUAACGGCUGGAAACUUGGAAGGCAGUCGUAGUCUGGUAGAAGCUAAGCCUAUCUCCGUACCGUUUUGGUCGCUGUUUAGUGGAGCUCGUUGAGAAGACGAAGGCGGCGUCCUCUCGAAUAGAGCCCCAGCCGACUCGCUUUCUAUGUUCAUUGUAGAGUCCUUUUCUUCAGUUGCCGGAACCAAUUUCAAUUUCUCCGAGCAUUUGCGCGAAGGUCAAUCAUGCCCAUCUUUCUCUGCCAAUAUUUCCAAGUCCACGCCGUAAUUACGUGCCAAAAACAAGGGCAUUGUCGUCCUCCGAAGAAUUCCCUCCAAAUGCGCUUCGCCGGAAGCAGGAUCCACAGUGGAGAGGAGGGUUCAGUUUAGGAGUAGAUUUGGGAAUGUCACGCACCGGCCUGGCUCUUAGCAAAGGCUUCUCUGUUCGCCCCCUCACAGUUUUAGAAUUACGAGGACAAAAACUGGAACUUCGAAUUCUAGAGAUUGCAGGAAAUAAGGAGGCAGAUGAGUUUAUAGUUGGGUUGCCAAUAUCUCGGGACGGCCAAGAAACGCCACAGUCCAACAAAGUCCGUAGUGUUGCUGGAAGGCUUGCUAUUCGAGCUGCUGAAAGGGGUUGGAGAGUAUACCUGCAGGAUGAACACGGGACGACGUCGGAUGCCACAGGCCUUAUGAUUGACAUGGGCCUCAGUAAGUUGGCUCGGCAAAGAAAAGGUGACGCCUACGCUGCUAAGAUUGUAUUAGAGAGAUAUUUUUCAACAUCCGGUAUGGAAACUGAACUGGUACUCCCCAACCCCAAGCAUGUGGAUCUACUUGAGAAACUUCGGAAGGGUCCUCCCAAGGACAUAGAUUUUGUUCUAGAAUAAUUACAUUGUUGAUAGUUGUCGUUCUUUUUUUUUCUUUUUUCUGGAUUGUUGAUGAACUUAUGGUAAAUCAUCCUGGUUUAUAUGUAUGCCCCGCGAUUAUUGAAAUUUUCAUUUGAAAGGGAA
This is a messenger RNA of Tripterygium wilfordii, 1105 nucleotides long. Its product is annotated as putative pre-16S rRNA nuclease. Gene Ontology annotation, biological process: rRNA 5'-end processing. NCBI's taxonomy places the organism in Eukaryota, Viridiplantae, Streptophyta, Magnoliopsida, Celastrales, Celastraceae. Bases 503 to 982 code for a protein of 159 amino acids. The record is from RefSeq and is a predicted model, not a curated record. The transcript has 7 exons.